UACUGUUGUUUUGAAAGUCACAUGGUCAUUUGGUGGCGUGAAAAAACGAGAGUUCAUUCAGUGGAGAAAAAUGAGAAGUUGGGGAGGGCGGGUGCGAUGCCUACACCAUAAAAAUAAAUGAUGAAGACUGGGUAAAACAUCCAGCAGCACUCGGUCACACACAUCACUCAUAUCCCAGCCUCAGAGCAGUAGUAGUGUUCAACUUCAGACAGUUACGAUGGCGCCGGUAGCAUCAGGUGAGGCGCAAGUACAGAUGACCAUGGUCCCCACGGCCGGGCCGGGACCUCCGGGCAGCGCGGGGAGCAUCUCGCUGGGGAUGCUCGUCGAUUUCAUCAUACAGAGGACGUACCACGACCUGACCGUGCUCUCCGAACUCCUCCCGCGUAAGACGGACAUGGAGAGGAAAAUCGCCAUCGUGCAAUUCGCGCACAGGACAAGGCAGCUGUUUGUAAGGCUACUGGCUCUGGUGAAGUGGGCAAACAGUGCAGCCAAGGUGGACAAGUGCGCCAUGAUCUCAGCAUUCCUGGAUCAGCAGGCCAUGAUAUUUGUGGACACAGCAGACAUGUUGUACAGGAUGGUACGGGAGCUGGUCCACGCACGGCUGCCCAGCUUCAACAUUCCCCACGCUGUGGACGUCCUCACCACAGGCACAUACCCCAGGCUGCCCAAGUGUAUCAGAGACCGGAUCGUCCCCCCUGACCCGAUCACCCCAGCAGAGCGGAAAGCCACCCUCCUGAGGCUGAACCAGAUCAUCCAACACCGCCUGGUCACCACAGACCUGCCUCCACAACUGGGAAACUUAACUAUAGCCAAUGGCAGGGUGAAGUUCCAGGUACCCCAUGAGUUUGAGGCCACCCUGACACUGAUGGGGGAUGAACCCUCCAUACCCUGGAGACUGCUGGGCAUCAAGAUACUGGUGGAAGACAAAGACACAGGAAAUGGCACAGCGCUAGUCCACAGUCUGCAAGUAAACUACAUUCAUCAGCUCAUCCAGUCACGUCUCUUUGCUGAUGACAGGCCGCUGUAUGACCUCUAUGAUUGCCUUCAUUCCUUCUGUCAAUCCCUGCAGUUAGAAGUACUCCAUUCACAGACACAAAGACUGAUCCAUGAAAGAUGGAGUGACCACAUCAGAUUGGAAGAGUACACCAUUGGUCAGUCCCUCACAGUAUCAUACUGGAGGGCGCAGCUUGUCGAAGCAGCACAGAACAAGCUCGAGAUUCCCGUCACGCACAAACUGACCAUCGCAAUGCACGACAAUGACAAGAGCAGGCCUCUCCAAGUGAAGCAUCAGCCGCCAUUGCCUUCCCAUGAGCCAGUGCAGGUGGACCAUGCCAUUAAGAGUGACUGUCUAUCGAUGGAGAAACUGCUGGUCCAGACCGUACAGGCGCGUGCGUACGCACGACUGAAGGAGCUCCAACUACAGAUCAAGGCUCACAAUCGUGAUGACCAGUCCCUGAUCUGUGGAAUCCCCCCCGUCCUCAAAAUCCCCAUCCUGUACCCCUGCACAGAAGUAGAGUACAUGAACAUCGUGGCUGACUUACAGACGGGCAUGUUACAGCCUAUGUUCUACCACGGGGAGUCCCAUUUAGAAGAGAUGGAGAAGAAUAUCAACUCAGACGCGAGCAGGACCAUACGGAUGGUCAGUGAUUUAAGGUUCGUGAUUGCGCGGCGGCGGUGUCAGCACACCGUUCUACACCUCCCUACCGUCUGCCACCGGAAACUUCACCUUGAGAACUUCCAAACACACCCCAUCUCCAAACUCUCAUCUCACAAGGUAUACCUCAGGCUAACCAGGCAUCCUGGGUACUACUUAGUCGUAGAGUUUCUUGAAGGCCAACAGUUCUACGAAAUAGAGUACAGAUAUCACUUGCUUCAGUUGAAGGACCAGGGUGUGAAGUCAGAAGGGGAGUCCAGCGACAGUCCAGUGUCCAGCCAUGCCGGCAGUCUGGUCACUCUGGACCCUGCCACUUUCUCCAAGGAGGUGGGGACAGCUACCCCUGGAAUCAAGAGAAAGAUUUCAAUCCAGCACGGCCACGGUGGACCACAGUUGAAACGUGAGCGUGUGGACGCAGGUGAACCCUCCAUGUACCUGCCGGAUGUGGCUCACCUCAUAUCUGUGUGCGACACACAGAUUCCACUCAUCAGUCUGUGUCAGGAGCUGAGUAGGAGAGGCAUCCCAUGUCAGGGUGUCCAAAGCGAGGGUUAUGAUGUUGGCCUUGGCGUGAAGCUUCUCGCCUUGCCGUCGCUGCGAGGGAUCCCAGAUCACGUCGUGUUCAAGCUGAAGUCCGACUGCCUGGGCUGCACCUUCCGCCUGCAGGGCAAGACCAGCCGCGUGUGGACUGCCGAGCUCGUCUUCGCCAACUGCCCGCUGGCGAGCACGACGCAGCGCGAGCAGACCAGCAGCCGCCACGUCUACUUCACCUACGACGGGUUGAAGCCGGACUCUGAAGCCGCGAGCAGCGGUAACAACAACACAGAGAACGCCAACAUCACGCCGGUCAUGGACAAGUUCCUGCAGGACUGGCGCAGCAUCGCAGAGAUGUAUGCCACCGUACUAGACUUUGCCAGGAACUACAAAGACCCCAACAGGCAGCUAUUUCAGAUGGUGGAGGUGAAGUCCUUCUCCUACAAGACGCUAACGCUGAGCUACGGAGUCGGGCGCUCCAGCACGGUGAAGAUCCAGUGGGUUCCUGAGGGCAGCGGCGGUAGCUUCAAGCUGGGACUAGGGAUGGUGGGGAGAGUGAACAACCCCAACUGUCACAUGAUUGUCCAGUCACAGCUGCAGGAGGAGUUCAACACCCACAGGAACAUCGCACAGCUCAUACAGGUCCUGUGUGAGACCCAGAGCCCGCUACAGUCCAUCACUCGCCUGCCGCAGACCACCAUCCUGGGCUGUCCCAACAAGCCGCUCAGUCCCACGCAGACGUUCACCAUCCUGCCGCAGUCCUCGGUCCACGCCAGGAUCGCAUUUCGGAACCUGUACUGCCUGGACGUGCACUGUCGCGGGAGGAACCUGGUCGCUAUACGGGACGGAGCGUACAGCCUGUUCGACGUUAGCAAGGUGGUGGAAGGUUUCACCCCUACACAGGGUCUGAAAGCAUUCCUGUCCAUGUUUGAAGACAGCAUGGCUCACUCUAGACGGAGGUCAGCUAGUGAAGACGACAACCCACCUUCACCUAUUGGGAUGGACAAACUGGACACGUACAUGACCCAACACCAGCUUCACCACCAGACGACCGGUGCCUCCCCCCUCCCCAGGACCCAGCCCAGUGCCUACCACCCCAUGAACCCCAUGACUCCCCCCACCUCCCACUCCAACCCUGCCACACCCGCAUCCCCACACACAUCCAUGCUGGCCACAUCACAGAGUUACAGCACCUCCCCUGGGUCAGCCUACCCCCUGGCCUCCCCACCCCAGCUCACACCCCAGCACCCCAACCCCGGUGCCCCCAUCACCAGUGCCCCCACCCCCUCCCCCUCCAUGCUGUAUGGGACCCCCUCCCCCAGCACGUUCACCAGUAGUUCUCCCAGCGUCCGCGUUCCAUCUCCGAGCUCGUUUGUGCCGGCGCCAUCCCCACAGUCCAUGGGAAUCAACAUGGGACCUUCUCCUGCCUUCAUGAACCCAACUGGUAAGUUACAGUUCAACUUACACAAUGGUCCCCCGUCUCCGUUCCACGCAGGUCUGACCAUGCCGUCCCCCGGUACCAGGAACCCGUGGCCUGGGUCCCCCUCCAUGCAGGGUCCCUCCCCCGCAUCACGGGUGGGAAUGGCUUCACCAGGUGUGGGGAUGUUGAGCCCACCCUCCCGUAUCCUCCCCCAGCGGUCCUGGGCAGCCUCCAUCCCCACCCUGCUGUCCCACGAGGCCUUCGCCACCCUCAUGACCCCCUCCCCGCCCCCCGGGGUGAUGGGGGGGCCGGCUGCCUACCUGUGCUGUCCCCUGGAGAGGUUCCUGGGAUGUGUGUACAUGAGGAGGCACUUACAGAGGGUCAUCCAAGGGGAGGAGUCGCUACACCUGUUGCCAUCCAACGAGCCAGGAGUGAUCCUGUUCCACGUGGAGUCCAUCAACUUCCGUGUGCAGCUGAACCCCUCCACCCUGCAGACACUACACCUGAAGGCCACACCCAGGCCUGAGGCUAUGGAGAUGUGGUCCAGAGAAGAGCUUAAUAUCCUGGAGAGCUUCUUUGAUACAAAGGUUGUGUGCCCACCGUACAAGGCCAACACCCUGACAGCGUUUGGGCGACUGUUGUGUGCUCCCACGGCUGUGCUGAGAGACUGCAUCCAGCUGAUGAGACUUGAGCUGUUCCCAGACCAGGCUCUGAAGUGGCAUCUGCAGUGGUGUCUGACCAUCCCACCCAGCGGCUCUCCCCUCGCUCCUCCCGGCACUCCUGCUGUCGUCAUCAGGACCAAGAUUCUCUUCUUUAUCCAGUUGACCAGGAUGGGCAUGCCCCCCACACAGGACUCCACUGUGGUGGUGCCUAUUUUAUAUGACCCCUCCACAAACACAACGCAGCAGGCAGACAUAUCUAACCGUGCCGGGGCACCGGGACAGGCCGCCCCGCCUAACGCUCUGUCUGGGAUGGUGGGAGACAUGCUGAAGAGAUGGGCUUCCUUCAGCCAGGGGCAACAGGGAAAUGAUUGCACCAUUUUCCCAGCCAUACGAGACCUUCUACACAACCUUAUUCCACAGUGAGACAAG
Messenger RNA from Branchiostoma belcheri (Belcher's lancelet), 4696 nucleotides. RefSeq names its product mediator of RNA polymerase II transcription subunit 14-like. Gene Ontology annotation, biological process: regulation of transcription by RNA polymerase II. Gene Ontology annotation, molecular function: transcription coregulator activity. Bases 218 to 4690 code for a protein of 1490 amino acids. Gene Ontology annotation, cellular component: mediator complex; core mediator complex. The transcript is spliced from 24 exons. The record is from RefSeq and is a predicted model, not a curated record. NCBI's taxonomy places the organism in Eukaryota, Metazoa, Chordata, Leptocardii, Amphioxiformes, Branchiostomatidae.